AAUGAAUGCAAUCUCUUAUUUGGAGCAAAAGCAACAUAUAGAAAGUAUUCCUACUUAUGCAAUGUUGUCAUCUGAUGCUUAUAAGAAAUUACCAACAAUCAUUUUGAAUGUGCAAGGGAAGGAUGUGGAGUUUUUGGUAGAUUCGGGGGCAACUAAUUCUGUGCUCCAGAAGUCGUUGUUUCCGGAUCAAAACUUUCAGGUAGAAUUAUUCUGUGCAGAAGUGCAAGUGGAGCAAUUGUCCCAGAAAGGUUUUCAUCCCCAAUGUCGUGUGUGCACAGUGACCCAAAUGAUUCAGAACCAGAGAAGAGAGCAAAAUGUUCAUUUUUGCUCUCUCCCCUGUGUCCAGUAAAUUUGCUAGGCAGAGACCUCAUGUUACGUUUCGGUGUGGGAGUGAUCCCCACUGCAACAGGCCUGAAGGUCGUAAGAUUAGAUAUCACCACACAGGAUGACUCAUUGUUUUCACAGAGCGCACAUGGCUCCCAGCUCGUAUUUCAGUGGGCUAUUCCCCAGGGUCAUGCAGCAGGCUUGCUGCAUGAGGCCAGAAACUUGAUCUCUCCUUUUGCUGAGUUCAGAGAGGAACAUGACUUGCAUUGCACUUGUUUUGUUUCCUCGCAACGUGAUGACAUGUUUGUUGAAGAAUUUUUCAAAGAAGAAACAGAUGAGCUUGAAUGUAUUUACUUAUACUGGCAUAAAAAUAAAUGUGCAGUUGCUGUAAACUUGACUGAAAAACAGAGAGUGUUUUUCAGAAAUCAACAUUCAUGUGCUCAUAUUUCUUUGUCCAAAUCUCCCACAGAUCAGUGGAGAAACUUGGGACAGUUUGUCCUGGACUGUGACCAACUGACUGACUGGGCUGAAACCGCGGAAGGGGAUGUGUACACCUCCCCCUCCACGGGAGCUUAUCGGAAGCUUUUAUCAUGCCGAGUGACAGCCACACGCAGUGUGUUCCAGCGGAAAGAGGCUGAAACACACACACACACGUUUUUGAAUAACUCUGUGAUUGUUUCACCCACAGAUAUCUCUCCGUUGCUGUCCCAAGUGCCGAAUCACCUGUGGGCAGCGCACAAAUAUGACGUGGGGCUCAUAAAAAAUUGUCAGCCUGUCGUCAUCACUCCUCGCUCAGAUUUCAGGCCCAAAAGACAUCAGUACCCACUGAAACAAGAAGCAAUUAAUGGAAUCAGGCCGGUUUUUAACUCUCUUUUGAAAGCAGGUGUUAUUGUUCCGUGUCCUGAUUCACCCGUUCGCACGCCUAUUUUCCCGGUCAAGAAAAUUCGUGACAAGGGAAAACCGGUCGAAUGGCGUUUUGUCCAAGACCUCAAAGCAGUAAAUGCAGCGGUCCACGCACGGGCUCCCCUCGUUCCGAACCCCUAUACCAUAUUGCAAGGGAUUCCAGGGGGGGCACAGUAUUUUUCUGUUGUUGAUUUGUCUAACGCUUUUUUCAGUGUUCCUGUGGACAAAGACAGCCAGUUCUGGUUUGCAUUCCUGUUUGAUGGUGAGGGUGAACCGCACGACUGUUUGGCUGAAUUGCAACACACCUGUGCUCCGCGCCCAGAUCUGACCGACACACCGGUGCCAAAUUCAGAUCUGGUUUUGUAUGUGGAUGGGUCAGCCUCACGCUGCCCUGACACCGGACAGGGACAGGUAGGGUUUGCUGUAGUAUCAGACUCAGAGACCUUAAUCGCUAAAUCUCUUCCCAAACAUUUCUCUGCGCAGGCUGCUGAACUCAUUGCUCUCACUGAAGCGUGCAAACUGGCUGAGGGGUCGUCUGUUACGAUCUAUACAGAUUCAAGGUACGCCUUUGGGGUUGUACAUGAUUUUGGGGCAUUGUGGAAACACCGAAACUUCCUCAAAUCUGAUGGUAAGCCUAUUUUGAAUCACAGACUGAUAAAUGACCUUCUGUCUGCUAUUUUGCUCCCUUCACAGAUAGGCAUAUGCAAAUGUUCCGCACACACUGGGGCAACUGAUGAGGUCUCCAGGGGAAACGCGCGUGCUGACAUGGCUGCAAAAGCUGCUGCACGCCUUCCCGUUGUGCUGGAGGACACAUUAACUUGCACCACCACUGAUUUUUCUCUUCCAGAUUCAGUGGCAGCUAUGCAGACACAUGCUACGCCACAAGAAAAGACACAGUGGAAAAAUGCAGGGUGCACCUUUAAAGAGGGUGUCUGGCUGGGGCCAGAUUCAAAACACUGCCUUCCACGCCAUUUCUUUUCACAUUUUGCUAAGUUAGCACAUGGGCGGGAUCAUGUUUCCAAGGGAAGCAUGCUGUCUCUGUUAACACAGACUUGGUUCACAAAGGGCUUCACAACAUUUGCAGAAAAGUUUUGUAAAGCUUGCAUGACAUGUGCACAACACAACAUUGGUAGACCAGAGAUUGUAACACAGCAGGCGGGGCACCCACCACCGACACAAGCGUUUGAACAUGUGAUGAUGGAUUUUGUUGAAUUAACACCAUCAGAGGGGAAGAAGUGUUGUCUGGUGAUGGUUGAUAUGUUCUCAAAAUGGGUGGAGGUGUUUCCCGCUUCAAAACAAACCGCUUCAGUGGUAGCAAAAGCUCUAAUGUCUGAAAUUAUUCCCAGAUGGGGAAUACCAAGUCGAUUGUCAAGUGAUAACGGCACGCAUUUUGUUAAUGAAGCAAUAACCCAGUUAAGUCUGUACAUCGGCAUAGACCUCAGGAGGCAUUGCAGCUACCACCCCCAGAGCGCCGGCUCCGUUGAGAGAGAAAACGGCACUCUAAAAACCAAACUGGCCAAAUGCUGCGAAGACACAGGUCUUCCCUGGACAAAGGCGUUACCAAUCGUACUAAUGUACAUGCGAAUGAGGGUAAGAACGCGCAGUAACCUCAGUCCUUUUGAGAUUCUCUUCGGCAGACCACCAAGUGUGGGGGUAGAAGCUCCUAAAGCACCCCUUCCCUCUACCGCUCUGUGUGAGCAUGAGAUGUUGCAAUAUUGUGUACAACUGUCCUCUGCUCUCUCUGCCAUAAGAAUCCAGGUUUCUGCUGCCCUGCCCCACCCUGCUGAAGGACCACUCCACACGCUGCAGCCAGGAGACUUUGUGGUCGUAAAAAACUUCAGGAGGAAAAACUGGCAAUCCCAACGCUGGCAAGGCCCCUUCCAGGUUCUUCUGGUCACCCACACAGCAGUGAAGGUUGCUGAGCGGGCUCCGUGGAUCCACGCAUCACACUGCAAGAGGGUCCCAGCGCCAGAGGACGAGCCAGUCCCGCCAGACGCCCAGAAGUCCGUGGCCGGACAGCCCAAGUUCUGUGCCACCAACGCUGCAGUACAACUCACCAGAAACGAGGCAGUGGUAAAGACUGACUCCAACGGUGUGUCAUGUGCUGGCGGACGAACCUCUGACACCAGAAGAUAUCCACUUCGCCAGAAGCAAGACAGCCUGGUCCUGCAGCACCCAUCCAGUCAUCCGCACGCAUCUCGCCCCUGAAGCAGCAGACUUGCCGCGACGAUGGAAGGGCACAGGAGAAGACAGCUGCGGUAUCCAUCUCACAUUGUGGGGGGUUCUAAAAGUAUUCUUGCUCUCUGUGUUGUGUUUGUGUGUAUGGGGAUUGCAUUUAUUCUGAUGGACAGAUACGAAAGGGCUAAGCCACACAAAAAUGUCUCUAACAUCACUCUUUUUCCCAUUAACGCCUCUGAUGCACGACACACACUCAGUUUUCCCACAUCGCAUGCAGAUACAAAACGAGUGACGCGCUCCCCACAAUCCGCAUCUAGACGAUAUUGGAAACCAGAGUUUGAGCAAAAUAAAAGAAACAAUAAUCUAAGGUCAACAAACUUCACAGCAGUGGCCAACUCCACUAAUAGUUUCUUAAUACGACCAUGCGAGUUUAUUCAGUGUGGACCCGACACGUCACUAUGGGCAAGGGAGGAGUUUUACAUAUGUUAUGCAUCCGUGAUGGACGUGGGAAGGGACAGUAAGGGGAAGGCUCUGUGCCCUUCAUGGGACUUAGCAAUUUGGCACACGGGUAAGAAAGAUUGGGGAUAUCAGAUCCUUUCUGACCGCACAAAUUUGAGAAAUAGAUUGUCGGUGAGAAAAAUAUACGCCUUUUCACCUGAGUUAGUGCUAACCCUAAACAAUGCCGACCCACGAGACCAAGGCUAUUUCAUAAUAUGCGCACACUUGAAGGGAAAAGAUCCAUGCGGGGCGUUCUACAUCGAGGUGCUGACGGCCGAGAUGUACAACAAUGCUGUUAAAAAAUACAACGGCGGCGCGAACGAAAAGCUGACACCGACAAAAACUGAAGGGGCUACAGUAAACAAAUGGUUUGUCCCUUCUAACAAAGACGACGCGUUCUCAUCCAACGUUUGGCUGGGCUCCAUCAGGAAACUCACACGUGAUGUAGGUAUAAAUGACUCAUGCUUUGUUUGUUCAUUAUUCCCUCAUUCACAAAAACAGGCCACACCCGUCAAACCACACGCGUUAACCCUAAAUGACUCCAUUUGUGCACUGACCGCGCUCUCAGAUGUAGAAACAGGUGAAAAAACUAUGCCUUAUGUCGCCCCCUCUCUAAAAGACCCUUGUGCGUAUUUCCAUAAUCGUAAUGUGCGUGUACCAAAUGGCACUAUAAUUCCUGACUCCGAGAGUUUAGGACAAUUCCACUAUAGUUAUAUGCAGAAUCUACAGCAUGCACUUUGUAUUACACGUACUCGCGGUCAGGGAACACAAUACUUGGGCAAAACAAUGGGGUGCGUGACAAUUGUUAAUGCAACAUGCGGGGUGGGGGGUUUCAGCAUCAGCAAAUGCUUAAACGAACGUCCGGGGUUUAUUAAUCUCACAAUGAUAGACCCCUCCAGAACUAAUGUAAUACGCUGGCCUGAUGAUUCGGGUGCAGGCUCUUUAGUAGACUAUGUUUGGCUUUGCGGUGACCACUGGUACCAACUCCUCCCGCCUUUAUGGUCAGGCAGGUGCGCUCUGAUCUACCUGACCCCGUCAAUCACUGUAAUUCAACCUUUUGAACCCGUUUCGCAGCGUUCCUCUCGUCCUGUCACUUCUGUUGACAGCACUUUUAGGGCCAGACGCGCAAUGACAGGGGCUGGGUCCAAAUUCCUCUCAGGAUCCCUUCCGUGGUGGGGCGCAGUGAAUAAUGCACAUAAUAUUGAUAAAAUACAUGAAAGUUUGGAAAAUCUGACUGCUGUGAUGGUUGCUGGUUUUAGUGAACUCCCUCCCGUCAUGCGAGCUAUGCGUAACAUGCUUCUACAACACCAGAUGGGGUUAGAUUUACUGUUAGCAGCUCAGGGGGGCCUCUGUCAUGUAAUAGGUGAUCAAUGCUGCACAUUCAUCCCAGACAUUGAAGGUAAUCUCACUGACACAGUCCAUCAGCUAAAACAACUCGCCACUGUUCUCAAGGCCCAAGAUGUCCCUACAUCAGAUUCUGGGUGGGACUGGGGUGCUUGGAUAUUUGGGGAAGGUUGGAAAGCAAUGAUGUGGAAAGUUGCAACUCCAUUUGUCUCUGUAACGAUUUUUCUUCUAAUUGCUAUUUGCUGCAUUAUCCCAUUGUUUAAGAAAAUGAUUUCCGCUCUGUUUGUCUUUGAAAAGGUUCAGUAUCAGGCAGUGCAAUUACAUGAUGAUGGUCCUGGUCUGUUUGAUCUGCCCACCUACAAAGAUGACGAAUUUAACUCAGAUUCAGCUUCUGAGUUCGUGUGAGGUUUAAACUCCUGUAACUCAUUUGAUUGCUCAUAUAUUUCUUUUAUGCUAGGGGUAGCUUGAGCCCAGAGGAUUAGACUCCUCGAAGAAAUGUGUUAAUUCCUUUCAUUUUCCUCUUUUCAUGAAUAUUCUCCAGUAAUUUUCAAAUGUAUGAUGAUUAGGGUUGUAAUCAAAAGUGGGGAAUGUGAUGGAAAAAUUACAUAGACAAUGAUUCACCACGUAGGCAAAGACUGCUUAUCUGGAUGUUUAUUCACUUCCUACGCAUUCGUAAAAGUCAUCUGUGUUUUAGGUUAAAUCACCACAAUGUCUUCUGGCUGUGUCACCCUAGUUCACCCUUUUGCCUCAUAAAGAUGUUUACUGCUUCCUACGACACCUCCUGUUUUAGGGCCCUCAGUCCCCAGGGACAGCAACUGGCGUGGCGCUGUUUAUCUCCAGGACAAACAGAAGGCGAAGAGGAUACAGGCGGUCGGGAGAUAGACAAAUGUCACGCUGCCCAAAGUUUAGGUCAGGAAACGGAACUAAUCUAUAGAAAAGAUAAAUCUCUUCACUUCUAAGGUAGACACGACAGCGACAGCCAUCUGCUGAUGCAAUAAUCAUUAGGACAGAGACAGCAGCUGGCUCCGUCAAAUCUGAGAAAUAA
Etheostoma spectabile (orangethroat darter) is the source of this 6292-nucleotide messenger RNA. RefSeq lists its product as uncharacterized. Gene Ontology annotation, molecular function: nucleic acid binding; aspartic-type endopeptidase activity; RNA-DNA hybrid ribonuclease activity. Lineage: Eukaryota; Metazoa; Chordata; Actinopteri; Perciformes; Percidae. Bases 262 to 3435 code for a protein of 1057 amino acids. The record is from RefSeq and is a predicted model, not a curated record. The transcript is spliced from 2 exons. Gene Ontology annotation, biological process: proteolysis; DNA integration.